Molecule: messenger RNA, 1848 nt
Organism: Pelagomonas calceolata
Lineage: Eukaryota; Pelagophyceae; Pelagomonadales; Pelagomonadaceae
Source: the annotation of a GenBank genome assembly
AUGGCCUCCCGACAACCGGCAGACGUCCACGCCACCGCGGCGCACGAGUUCCGCAUCCUCGGGCGCUGAUUUGAACCCAUCCUCAUCAUUUCAAACAGCACCGAAUGGCUACAGCACAAGCCAGGAGCCAGAGAGGACUUUCAGCGCUGUCGUAGCAGACGCCCUCGACGCGUAGGCUCCUGGCGACGUCGCGACGCAGCAGCACGGGCCCUGCACCAUCGGUAAGGGAAAUGCGUUAUAUCGUCGCGGGAGGCCUAGAACUGCCCUCACCAGCGGAGAGCUGGCGCUGAGGCGGCGAGCGCUGAGCCGUCGUCGGCGUCUGGGACGGCGGCGGCGUCGAGAGGGCGACGGAAUAUGUAAAUGAGCGACGGGCCCAAUCGGCCUCCCUCUGGCAGUGUGUCGCGGUCCUUGCUGCCGUUCUGUGGAGGGCUCGCGCACGUCCGGCUCGUCGCGAUCUGCCGCACGGCGUCGCAGCUCAGUCGACGCGUUCUGCAUCCCGGCGACCGGACGCCUCGCCGACGAACCGACUUGAUGCCCCUUGCCAAAAUCUAAUUUCAUUUUGCUUUGCUUAGCUGGCAGCCUAGCCACCGACCGUGUGACCGUGGACCUGUCCCACCAAGUGUCCCGCCCCCGGCGCCCUCAUACGCCGUCGCCCCGAGUAUAGCUAGGUAGCGACGACGACGACGAGGGGGGGCGCAACCCCAUCAUCGCCCAAGGAGGAGGAGGGCGGGUUCCUGGACACGCUUGCGUCGAAACUAGACGAGGGCGGCCCGGAUGUAGUGGCCGUCGACGAGGACGUCGUCGACAUCGUGCGGGGCUGGGGCCCGCCGCCGCCCCGUUUAGAUGAUGAGACGGACGAGGCCUAUCAGGAGCGGCUCCGCAAAGGCGGCUACGCCUGCUGGCUGCCGGCCGAGGGCGAAUCCAUGGAUCAAUGGCGGCAUCGAAUUGCCAAGGCGACGCCUCUACAUGGAGAAACGGACGCGCAGUGGUUACGGAGGAUGGUCCCCGACGUUGAGGACAGGGGUACGCAGACGCUCUUGCGAGGACACGACGACGACGACGACGACGACGACGAGGACGACGGCGGAUUCGGACGGAGGCGUCGCAAGCACCCGCACGACGCGCACGAGAAGCGGAGAAGGAGGCUCCACAAGCAGGCGCGCGCGCGUAGACAACGGGAGCACCACGAGCUCGGCCUGGCGCACCACCACAGCAAGCGGCACGGGACGCAUUCGGUAAGGGGCAUGCCGAUCCAGCAAGCGCUCCAGCUCAUCCCGGCGCUGCUGGAGGAGGCGCUGCGGGCGGAUGUCACCGCGGCGGUCCACGAGGCGCGCGCGCGCGGCGACGCGCUCGUCGCGUCGCUCGUCGCGGCGGCGGCGGCCGCGAAGCCCUUCCGGACGCUCGCGAUGACGGCGUGCGUGCGGCGCUUCGGCAUGCGUAAUUUAGCCGUGAAGAAGCUGCGCGCGGUCGUCGCGACCUGUAAGGAUGACAAGGCGCGUGCAAGGCACAUGCGGCUGGAGCUCUUUGCGGUGCUGCUUGGCUUAGCGCCGGGCGACGGCCGGUCGCACGCGCCGGAACGGGACCCCGAGGCGCUAGAAGCGGCGGAUUUGAAAUGUUUGAAUUUAGUUGUAAGGCGGUACGUGGGCCUGGUCCACGCGCAGUCGAAUGCGACCGACGCGGCGCGCCAGGCGCCGGCCGAGCUGCGCAUCGAUAUCGCGGCAGCUCUCCUGCUUCAUCUGGCCAGGCUCCUCAGAUCAGUGCAGUUAUCGCGCCCCAAGGCCAAGGGCUCACUUAAGGUACGCAGGGGUGCUCUCUGGAGGUACUUUUGGCGCGCGCAAGCACGCGUAA